CUAUAUCCUCACCUCACCUCACCUCACCUCUCCCAACAUUUAAACUUAUACUACCUCUCCUUUAAUUUGUCUCUCUAUCAACCCUUUUUGCUUGCUCCUCUUUUCUUCACUUCAUCACAUCACUGCUACCAACUCCCGGCCACUCUCUAAUUCUCCUCUCUCUAUAGCUCUCUCUCUCUCUCUCUCUAUAUAUAUAUAUAUAUUUGUGUAAAACAAAUUCUUUUUCAUGUUCGUCCUUCAAUUCCCAUAUAGUAAUAUAACUCCACUCAUUUGAAUUUGCUAGUAACAUAUAUAUGUCUUCUUACCAUAUAUAAUUAUAGCAUUUGGGAAUUGGUGUGUAUUGAAUUGAAGUAGCAGAUUAAAGUUUGCUCAAAAAUGGCUCCAAAAGCAGGAAAGGCUAAGCCACACAAGGCUAAGGGGGAAAAGAAGAAGAAGGAAGAGAAAGUUUUGCCAAUUGUUAUAGAAAUAUCAGUGGAGACACCUGAAUCGCAAGUGACGCUUAAGGGAAUAUCGACGGACAAAAUUUUAGACGUGAGAAAGUUAUUAGCUGUCCAUGUCGAGACAUGUCACUUGACCAACUACUCCUUGUCACACGAGGUGCGAGGACCAAAGCUCAAAGAUUCAGUGGAAAUUGUGUCUCUCAAGCCUUGCCACCUCACUAUGGUUGAAGAGCAAUAUACCGAAGAACAGAUAGUUGCUCACAUCAGACGACUCCUUGAUAUAGUAGCGUGCACCACGUCAUUCGGCGGUUCAUCUUCUUCCCCCAAAUGCACCGGUCGAACCGGGUCCAAGGAUCCCGGUUCGAGCUUGAGCGAUGCCUCCGAAACGAAGAACACCAAGACCAAGGGGGCUGAGCCGAAGAAACCCGGUUCACCCACAUCCGACUGCCAGAAGGCCAAGCCGGAUGGAAACGCCGGCAGCGGAGCUGCCGCCGCCGCCGAGGCUGAGAAAGGAGAGCCGUCGAUGAUGUGCCCGCCGCCUCGUCUCCGCCAGUUCUACGACUUCUUCUCCUUCUCUCACCUCACGCCGCCGAUCCAAUAUAUUAGGAGAUCAAGUAGGCCGUUUCUCGAGGAUAAAACAGAAGAUGAUUAUUUUCAAAUUGAUGUUCGUGUUUGCAGUGGCAAGCCAACAACUAUAGUUGCUUCAAGCAAAGGUUUCUAUCCUGCUGGGAAGCGCAUUCUUUUGAGUCACACUUUGGUCGGUCUGUUGCAGCAAUUAAGCCGAGUCUUUGAUGCGGCUUACAAGGCUCUCAUGAAAGCUUUUACUGAGCACAAUAAAUUUGGGAACCUACCUUAUGGAUUUCGAGCAAACACGUGGGUUGUGCCUCCUUUUGUUGCUGAGAAUCCGUCCAAUUUCCCACCACUUCCCACGGAAGAUGAAAACUGGGGAGGAAAUGGAGGUGGACAAGGAAGAGAUGGUAAGCAUGAUUACCGACCUUGGGCAAAAGAAUUUGCGAUUCUGGCAGCAAUGCCUUGCAAAACAGAUGAAGAAAGACAAAUCCGAGAUAGGAAAGCAUUCCUUCUUCACAGUUUAUUCGUCGAUGUCUCUGUUACGAAGGCAGUUGCUGCAAUAAAAUGUCUUGUGGAUGGUGUUCAGGGUUCCCCACAAAAUUCGAGCUCUUCAACUUGGUAUGAAGAAAGAGUUGGAGAUCUUCUUAUCAGUAUAAAAAAAGAUGCACAAGAUGCAAGCAGGAAAACUGAUAACAAAAAUGAUGGGACUCUGGUUCUUGACAUGCCAUUAGAUGAACUUGCAAGGAGGAACUUACUAAAGGGAAUAACUGCAGAUGGGAGUGCAACUGUUCAUGAUACUUCCACGUUAGGUGUAGUCGUUGUUAGGCACUGUGGCUACACUGCCAUUAUAAAAGUUGCAGCUGAGGUUAACUGGGGAAGUAAUCCAAUUCCUCAAGACAUAGAAAUUGAGGACCAGACAGAGGGAGGUGCAGGUGCACUGAAUGUCAACAGCUUGAGAGUGCUGUUGCACAGAUCUUCCACACCUCAAUCACCUAGCCCAGUACAACGAUCACAUUGCCUAGAUGUUGAAGAUUUAAGUACAGUUUUGGUAAGACAGGUUCUUGGUGAAAGUUUACAGAAACUGCAGCAAGAAGACACUAAGCAAACGAAAUCUAUUAGAUGGGAGCUGGGGGCAUGCUGGGUGCAGCAUUUACAAAGUCAGACUUCAGGGAAAACUGAAUCUAAAAAAGGUGACGAGGCUAAGGUGGAGCCAGUGGUAAAAGGCCUUGGGAAGAAUGGUGGACUCUUGAAGGAUAUUAAGAAGAAAUCAGAUGACCAGAGCAACAAAACUGAUUCGGGAAAGGAAGUUGCCUCCACUAACAGUUCUGCUGUGAACAAGGAUGAAUUAGAGAAACACGAGGAGGAGAAGGAAAUCUUGUGGAGAAAGCUGCUUCCUGAGGCAGCAUAUUUGCGCCUCAAAGAAUCAGAAACUGGUCUUCACCUUAAGUCACCAGAUGAGUUGAUUGACAUGGCACAUAAAUACUAUGCUGAUACUGCUCUUCCAAAACUGGUGGCUGAUUUUGGUUCCCUGGAACUUUCUCCUGUGGAUGGAAGGACAUUGACAGAUUUUAUGCAUACUAGAGGCCUACGAAUGUGCUCUUUGGGACACGUGGUGGAGCUUGCAGACAAGCUUCCUCAUGUACAGUCACUCUGUAUACAUGAGAUGGUUGUUAGAGCUUACAAACACAUAUUGCAAGCUGUUGUUGCAGCUGUGGAUCAUAUUGCUGAUAUGGCUGGGGCAGUAGCUUCAUGUUUGAACGUUUUGCUAGGGACACCACCUGCUGUAAAUACUGAUGCAGACACCAGCAAUGAUGUUGAGUUAAAAUGGAAAUGGGUGGAAACUUUCCUUUCAAAGCGGUUUGGGUGGCAAUGGGAGGAUGAAAACCGUCAUGAUCUCAGAAAAUUUGCCAUUCUCCGUGGACUUUGCCACAAAGUUGGACUUGAGCUUGUUCCCAGAGACUAUGAUAUGGAUUCUCCAUUUCCCUUUAAAAAAUCAGAUAUCAUAAGCAUGGUCCCUGUAUACAAGCAUAUUGCAUGCUCAUCGGCGGAUGGACGCACACUGUUGGAAUCAUCAAAGACUUCCUUGGACAAAGGGAAAUUGGAGGAUGCCGUAAACUACGGAACUAAGGCUUUAUCAAAACUUGUGUCAGUCUGUGGUCCUUAUCAUCGAAUGACAGCGGGUGCUUAUAGUCUUCUAGCAGUUGUACUGUAUCAUACUGGCGAUUUCAAUCAGGCUACCAUCUAUCAGCAAAAAGCUUUGGAUAUUAAUGAGAGAGAACUAGGGCUUGACCACCCAGACACAAUGAAGAGUUAUGGCGAUUUAGCAGUUUUCUACUAUCGGCUCCAACAUACGGAGUUGGCCUUAAAGUAUGUCAACCGUGCCUUGUAUUUGUUACACCUAACAUGUGGACCUUCUCACCCAAAUACUGCUGCCACCUAUAUUAAUGUCGCAAUGAUGGAAGAAGGUCUGGGAAAUGUCCAUGUUGCACUCAGGUAUCUUCAUGAGGCUCUCAAGUGCAACCAAAGGCUUCUUGGAGCUGAUCAUAUACAGACUGCAGCUAGCUAUCAUGCUAUAGCCAUUGCACUUUCCUUAAUGGAGGCAUAUUCAUUAAGUGUUCAGCAUGAACAAACUACACUCCAGAUACUGCAGGCUAAACUUGGUCCAGAUGAUCUACGCACACAGAACUUUCUGCAGGAUGCUGCUGCCUGGCUUGAGUACUUUGAGUCCAAGGCUCUGGAGCAGCAAGAAGCAGCACGUAAUGGCACUCCAAAGCCAGAUGCUUCUAUCUCAAGCAAGGGCCAUUUAAGUGUGUCGGACUUGUUGGAUUACAUUACCCCAGAUGCAGAGAUGAAAGCUCGAGAAGCUCAAAAGAAGCAAGCUCGAGCAAAGGUAAAAGGCAAAACCGAGCAGAACUGGGGAACAGUUACAGAAGAAUAUCAAAAGGAUGAAAUUUUAUCUCCAACUCAUCCUGUGAGGGAAAACUCCAGUGAUAAAGAGAAUAAAGUGGAAUUAGAUAAGAUAUCUGAUUCACAGCCUGUAGAGCCCAUAAAUAAGAAGCCUGAUGAGAUUUUCAUGCAGCAGACACUAUCAGAGCAAAAUGAGGAAAUAACACAGGAAGAUUCUUCCGAGGAAGGAUGGCAAGAAGCUCUUCCCAAAGGCCGGUCACCAAUGGGCCGUAAACCUUCUGGUUCUCGGAGGCCUAGCCUUGCAAAAAUUAAUACCAACUUUAUGAAUGCUUCUCAUAUCUCAAGACAUCGUGAUAAGCCCGCUAAUUUUACUUCCCCGAGAAGACCUUCAAAUGAGUCUGCUGCUUCAUCUGGGUCUGCUGCUCCUGCUCUGAAGAAAUUUGUAAAGAGUGCCAGCUUUGGCCCAAAGUCAAAGAGUGCUUCUGUUCCACCUGCUGGUACAGAGAAGCCCUCCAAUCCAAAAUCUGCACCAGCUAGUCCAGCUCUAAAUGAUCAUGUAGCAAAGUCUAGUUCAAUUAUAAAUUCUGUCAGUGUCCAGGCAGCUGGAAAACUGUUCUCGUAUAAAGAAGUUGCUUUAGCUCCUCCUGGUACCAUUGUCAAAGCCGUGGCAGAGCAGAACUCUUCGGUGACAGAUACAGCUCAAGCAGCAUUGUCAAAAAUCAGUGAAGGAGAACAAGCUAAGAGCCUUGUUGAAGAGAAACAAAUUGAACCAGAUGAGCACACCAAUCAAACUGUCAAUGAGGUGCAACACUGUAAACAGGGAGAAAUUUCGGAUGGCUUGAAGAAUGCAUCUUCUGAAAAGAAGAAAGUUGAGGAAAUAUCGAGUUCUUCCCAGAGCACUGAAGGAAACUCUGAGAGCUCUGAUUCUGGAUCCCAGAAUGAUGGUUCUUCAAACAAUUCAAAAGCCAGUCCAAAAAAUGAGGUGCUUGAAAAGCAAGUUGAUAAAUGUUUGGUGACUUCAUCUGAUCAUUAUGUGGCAGAAAACACCACUUCACCUCAAGAGAAGAACAAUUUGAUCUUAAACGAACAAACACCUGAAAAAGAGGAUGCUAGUCAAAAGGAUGAUAACGGAGAUGUGAGUUCACUGCCGAUCGAGGGCGACAAACAAGGUGACAGUUCACAUAAUACUUCACCUCAAGAAUCAGAAAAGCAAGGUGAUGCAGAGUCUGUAAAGGAGACAUCCAAGAAACUUUCUGCAGCUGCUCCUCCAUUCAACCCAUCCACAAUUCCAGUUUUUGGCUCCAUUCCAGUGCCAAGUUUUAAAGAGCAUGGGGGAAUAUUGCCCCCACCUGUUAACAUUCCACCUAUGCUUACAGUUAACCCCAUUCGUAGAUCCCCGCAUCAGUCAGCAACAGCAAGAGUUCCAUAUGGUCCACGCUUGUCAGGUGGCUAUAAUAGGUCUGGAAGUCGAGUUCCACGUAACAAACCUGCUUUUCACAAUGGUGAACAUAAUGGUGAGGCGAGUCACUUUAACACUCCCAGAAUAAUGAACCCGCAUGCAGCUGAAUUUGUCCCUGGCCAACCUUGGCUACCUAAUGGAUAUCCAGUUGCUUCAAAUGGUUAUGUGGCUUCACCAAAUGGUGUUCCUCUUUCCCCUAAUGGUUAUCCAGUAUCCCCAAAUGGCAUGCCAGUCUCUCCCAAUGGUAUUCCAGUGACUCAAAAUGGUUUGCCUGCAUCUCCAGUUGGUUCGGUAGAAUCUCCAUCAGCUGUAACCGUGGAAGCCACCCCUGAAAAUGAAAAUGCAGCUGAGACAGAUGAGAACACUGGUUUGCCUGCAUCUCCAGCUGGUUCAGUAGAAUCUCCAUCAGCUGUAACUGUGGAAGCCACCCCUGAAAAUGAAAAUGCAGCUGAGACAGAUGGGAACACAGCAGAGCCCUCCAAUAAUGUGGCAGCUGCUGACUCAGAUGUGACAAAUACUGAAGCCCAACCAGUAGCUGUUGAGAACACACAUUCUGAUAAAUCUGGAGUAGAUGAAAAGUCCGACUCUGAAAAUGGAGAAAAACAUAAAUGUGCAGUCGAACCAAUCAAGGAAACUGCAGCAAAAGAAAUCUGCAGUAAUCUAGCUGUGGAGGAGAAGGCAGCCAAGCGUUGGGGAGAUUACAGUGAUGGGGAAAAUGAGAUUAUUGAGGUCACAAGUUGAAAAAUGUAUGAUCUUUCGAUAGAUUGGCCUCCUGGUCAAUAAUUGAAUACCUGCAACAGAUAUGUGACAACCUAUGAUUCAUCAAAGGCCAGGAUAUGAAUUUGAAAAAUCUUUUCCAGGUUUGUAAUGCAUUUGACCUGGAAAAUGCUGAGUUUCAGUUACAACUUGAGGUUUUCAAAGCAAAGCCUUGGAAAGGGAAGGCACUGAUGGCACAAGGAAAUUUAUGAAUGAGAAUGAAGAAAAAACAGUGAGGAUUCUGCAUCACAAGAUGUACUUGGAUUGAGUGUUAAAGACUCCCUUUCUGUGGCCUAUGUGCAAUAGUUAGAACUCAUAAUACAUUUGCUUAGUCAUUAAUAACAAACAUUGUAAUUUAGCAGAGGAAUUUGUUUUAUGGUUACAUGGAUUUUGCAUUCAUUGGCAUCCUGAUAUUAUGCAGUAUAAUGUGGGAUGCAAAUCUACUGCUCUUUUAAAUUGAA
Ipomoea triloba (trilobed morning glory) is the source of this 6593-nucleotide messenger RNA. RefSeq names its product protein TSS. The record is from RefSeq and is a predicted model, not a curated record. NCBI's taxonomy places the organism in Eukaryota, Viridiplantae, Streptophyta, Magnoliopsida, Solanales, Convolvulaceae. Gene Ontology annotation, biological process: organelle organization. The coding region runs from base 376 to 6117 and encodes 1913 amino acids. Gene Ontology annotation, cellular component: cytoplasm. The transcript has 23 exons. Gene Ontology annotation, molecular function: protein binding.